Cimex lectularius (bed bug) is the source of this 2117-nucleotide messenger RNA. RefSeq names its product glutamate receptor ionotropic, kainate 2 (gene Ir76b). Gene Ontology annotation, molecular function: ligand-gated monoatomic ion channel activity. Gene Ontology annotation, cellular component: membrane. The coding region runs from base 77 to 1663 and encodes 528 amino acids. The record is from RefSeq and is a predicted model, not a curated record. NCBI's taxonomy places the organism in Eukaryota, Metazoa, Arthropoda, Insecta, Hemiptera, Cimicidae. The transcript is spliced from 9 exons.
CUUCCAACAGGGUUGUUAGCUAACGGGGGUUUUUGUUUAAAAAAAACUCAUCUGCUGGACAACUAUAUUCUACCCCAUGGCAGCCUUAUCGUUCAGUGCUUUUAUUAGUAUGUUGCUCGUGAAACUUUGUGCAAAUUACUAUCCGAACGCUACGUUGGACGGCUCUUUUGACUGCGAUCUCAAAAACUUCUCGAAAAAUAAUGAUUUAAUACUGAAAGGGAGAACACUCAAAAUCCUCACAUUCGACGAUAUGCCUCUAAGUGGCGUCAAGAAAGGGACAGGAAAAAGAAGACUGGACGGAAUCGGGAUCGCCUUCGAACUUGUUAAAACACUCCAACAGAAGUACGGCUUUGAGUACGAAGUUACUAACGUACUUCCCGUAGUCGGAGACAAAGAUACAGGCGCCCUGUCGAAAUUAGUGAACAUGGAGGCAGAUAUGGUUGCUGCCUUUCUUCCAGUAUUGCCACAAUCUCAUCAGUACAUCACCUGGGGAGUUGAAUUGUACCAAGCAUCGUAUUACGUCCUGAUGAAAAGACCGGCAGAUUCGAAUACCGGGAGUGGGUUGCUAGCUCCUUUCGACAGCGCUGUUUGGGUGUUGAUUUUAAUAUCGCUUCUGGCUGUCGGACCCAUCAUGUACUUGGUAAUGUGGCUACGGAUGAAACUGUGCCGUGACGAAUAUGCUCAAGUGUUUCCUUUGCCAUCUUGCGUUUGGUUCGUUUAUGGGGCACUGAUGAAACAAGGUUCCACCUUAAAUCCCAGAACUGAUUCGGCACGAAUGUUAUUUGCCACUUGGUGGAUAUUCAUUCUGAUACUGACAGCGUUUUACACAGCGAAUUUGACAGCGUUUUUAACUCUUUCGUUAUCUACGUUGCCAAUAAAGGAGGUGAAAGACGUGGCCAAAGAUAAUAACAAAUGGUUUGCAACACAAGGCGGAGCCAUAGCGGAUGCAGUGAAGGGUAUAGACGUAGAGUUAAACGCGUUGAAGAAAACGCUCGGCACGAGCAGAUCGCAGUUUAUAGAGACGAAAAGUGAAGCCACAAUAAGCCAAAAAAUUAUGACCGGCUGGUUAUAUCUUGACGAUUGGUAUACCGUUACAAGAUUGAUGUACAACGAUUACAAAAAAAAGUCUACCAGGGUGAAAGACGAAAGGAAACGCUGCUCAUACGUUAUUACCGACAAAAGUUUUCUCAUACGAUCUCUCGCCUUCGCUUACCAGAACAACAGCGUUCUGCCGAAUCUCUUCAAUCCGAUACUUCAGCGUUUUGUAGAAUCGGGAAUUCUGAAGCAUUCUUUAGGGCUUGAACUCCCCGACGCUGUCGUUUGCCCUUUAAACCUAGGAAACAAAGAGAGGAGGCUCAGAAAUUCCGACCUUUACACGACUUACGUCGUCGUCUUGUCCGGUUUCACCUGUGCUCUCGCCGUUUUCGGCGGUGAAAUAAUCUGGCGUUGGUACGUCGGCGACAAGAGAAAUUAUCCUUGGAACAAGAAAGACCUCGCACCAAAAAGAGCUCUAAAAAUAUACCCAACUUUUCAACAGACCAAACUGGCCAAUUAUCAAACGGCGAUGAAAAUCAACGGGAGGGAUUAUUUCAUGAUUAAUUCAAAAGACGGCCACAAAAGAUUCAUACCUCUCAGAACACCGUCAGCACUACUAUUUCACUAAAAUCCGCUUUCUUUUAUGGUAUUUGUAGUUGCAAACGUGUAUUUGAUUGUAUGCAGACAUUUUACUUGAAGUGAACAGACUCAAAUGUUUUCAUGAUUGGAAAAUUUGUCAGGGUGGCGGCCAGACAAUGAACAACUCAGCAGUUCAUGACUUUUUUUUUUAUUAUUGGCGACGUUUCGUACUUAUUCUAGAAUGUUUGGUUUUUCUAAUGUUUUGCCGGAUGAAGGGCGAGAAUAAGUAUGCAACAUCGCCAAUAAUAAAAACGUCAAGAACUGCUGAGUUGUUCAUAGUCUGGCCGCCACCCUGACAAAAUCUCCAAUCAUGUAUGUAUUCGUCAUCUGGCCGACAAGAAACACCAACUCAAAUGUUUUCAUUAGGUACUUCAAGAAUAUUGAAAAAGUUGUUUUAGAAACCGUUCAUAAAAUACGGAUGUAAAUAGUAAUUAAUUCAUGUC